UUAUUAUUGUUCUCUGGUCACACAUAGGAGCUCAUUACGGAUAUUUUCCAGACUAUUUUCGCAAAAUGCGCCAAUAAAAAACCGUUGUUCACAGGACAACGACUGUGGGGCAAUAAUUGCGUUGCUGACGCGCUGCAAGACCCAAAAACCAACACAAAGAAGUUGCACCACACACGGCACUCGCGGAGCGGAAGCCAAGCGAUUCGAUCGGGAAAUGAGCAGCCAGGGCCACCACAAGAUGCACGGCUGCGGCGUCGGGGGACUGGCCGGACUGCAGGGCGCCGCUUCGCAUGCGUCCGGGAAGGGCGGCAGCUCGGAGCAGGAGUUCACCGAUGAGAUCGAUCUGGGCGACCGGUUCUCGGCGGACAUGGCUCGACUCUGCAUGAACGAACGCUACUCGGACGUGGAGUUCUUGGUGGAGGGCCAGCGCCUGCCCGCCCACCGUGUUGUCCUGGCCGCCCGCAGCGAGUACUUCCGCGCCCUGCUCUACGGCGGCAUGUCGGAGACCACACAGCGCCAGAUCCCGCUGGAGGUGCCCCUGGACCCGUUCAAGGUGCUCCUCCGCUACAUAUACUCGGGCACCUUGCUCCUGUCGACGCUCGACGAGGACGCGGUCAUCGAUGUGCUAGGCAUGGCCAAUCAGUACGGUUUCCAGGACCUGGAGAUGGCCAUCUCGAAGUACCUGCGACAGUACUUGGCCCUCAACAACGUGUGCAUGAUCUUGGACGCUGCCCGGCUCUACAACCUGGAGGAGCUCACCCAAGUGUGCCUCAUGUUCAUGGACCGCAACGCCGCCGAGCUGCUGCAGCACGACUCCUUCAAAAUGCUCUCCAAGGAAUCCUUGGAAGAGGUGCUGCGCCGCGACUGCUUUUUCGCCCCAGAGGUGCAGAUCUUCCUGGCCGUGUGGAAGUGGAGUCGCUACAACCCGAACGUGGACAUCAGGUCGGUGGUGAGCUACGUGCGCCUGCCCCUCAUGAACCUCGAGCACCUACUGCAGGUGGUGCGACCCUCGGGGAUUCUGGAGCCCGACAAGAUACUGGACGCCAUUGACGAGCGAAGCACCUCGAAAACGCUGCCGUACAGAGCGGCGCUGUGGCCCGAGGAGAACGUGGCCACGGCCAAGUUUAUGUCGCGGUGCAUCCAGGGAGAAUGCCGCACUGCCCUGCUGGACGGCGACGUGACCACUUACGACAUGGAGCACGGGUAUACGCGGCACUGCAUCACGGAUGCCAACGACGCCGGUAUUGUGGUCGAACUGGGCACCCUCUGUAUGAUUAACCACAUCCGGAUGCUCCUGUGGGAUCGAGACAGCCGCGCCUACUCCUACUUUGUUGAGGUAUCCGGCGACCAGCAGAACUGGGAGCGGGUGGUGGACUACAGCGAGUUCCACUGUCGCUCCUGGCAGUAUCUCUACUUCUCUGCCAGACCAGUUCGCUUUAUCCGGCUCGUGGGCACCCAGAACACAGUUAACAGGGUGUUCCAUGUCGUGGGACUGGAGGCCAUGCACACGGCCAACGUUCCGAAGCUAAUCGACCACUUUGUGGCGCCGAAAGCCAACGUGGCCACCAUCGAGAUGAGUGCGAUCGUCACGGACGGUGUCAGCCGUACCCGGAACGCCCUCAUCAACGGAGACUUUGUGCGCUAUGACUGGGACUCGGGCUACACGUGCCACCAGUUGGGCAGCGGCGAGAUAGUCGUCCGACUGGGCCAGCCCUAUCACGUGGGCUCCAUGCGGCUGUUGCUGUGGGACUGCGAUGAUCGCACCUACAGCUUCUACAUCGAGACCUCGACGAACCGCAAGGACUGGCAGAUGGUGGUGGACCGGCGCAACGACAAGGCCCGCUCCUGGCAGAACUUUCACUUCGCCCCGCGACCCGUCGUCUUUAUCCGCAUCGUCGGCACCCACAACACUGCGAACGAGAUAUUCCACUGCGUCCACCUCGAGUGCCCCACCCAGGACAAAAGCUACCUAAAGAAAAUCGCCGACCAGGAGAAGGAGAAGGAGAAGGAUAAGCCACGCGAUAAGCCUACCGACAGAAAUGCUACCUCCAGCCCAUCCAGCUCCUCGUCGGCAGUGUUGAAGUCCACCCACUGGCCCCCACCGGCGCCGGUGCCUUCCAAAGUGGAACAGCCCAAAGAGAAAUCAUCGUGCGAAGCCGCCUCCAAAGCUACUCCCGUCUUGCCAACAACCUCUGCAGCCUCACCCCGAACGGCUUCCGCCUCGCAAAAGCUCCCCGCCCCUCUAACUCCCGCAGCUUCCACUCCACCGCCCCAACAGCAACAGCAGCAGCCGCUGGAUCCGACAGAGCCCAGUGAGAGCCAGAGCCAGAGCCCCAGCUCAAGCUCCAGUCCCAGCCAAAGCCAGAGCAGGAGUCGAAGCAGAAGCCAAAGCGCAGAGCCGGAUCCAGUGCCGCCGCUGGUGGAACUGGACACGAAGGAGGCGCGCUGAGGGCCGCCGAUGAUGCUAUUUUGUACUUGAUCCUUUUGAAAUACUCCCGUUAGUAGUCCCCCAGAGGAGGAGAGCAGAAGCAGAAGCAGAAGCAGAGCGUCCUCUUUGGUUAUCCUUAUUUGUAGUUUGUGCUGUGCGACCGUGCUGUACUUGUUAUCUAGUCCUUCCCGGUGCCCAGGUUCACGGGCUCCGCUCCGAUACAUUCGAAUCGCCACUGGCAUUUGUGGUUUAAUUUUGUCCUUAUGAUUUGUAUGUUUGGUUUCCAAAAACAAAGUUGUGAUGAGUGGCGAUUCAAAAAACGCAAAAGCGAAAAAAGCAAAAAAAGAAAUUCCUUUGUUGGCACGGCCCCAGUGUUGAGUUUAUGUAAGCAAUACCACCACCUACUUAAUGCACCUUUUAUGACUUUCGAGCAGAUAAAGCAAAAUUGUAUACGAGGUUCGACGAGGAUCACCUUCACCAUCACCCCGCCCGUCCCAUCGAGCUCUGUCCACGUCCGAAUAACCCAAAUUAUCCAGUCGAUCCGCCACUUAUAUAGUCUAGGCCCAGCAGAAAGGCUCUAUUUAUUAUACAAGUUUUGUCAGAAUUUGUACUGCACUCGAAUAAAAGCUAAUUAAACAUUUUGCCUACAUAGCAAA
This is a messenger RNA of Drosophila ananassae, 3084 nucleotides long. RefSeq names its product BTB/POZ domain-containing protein 9 (gene BTBD9). NCBI's taxonomy places the organism in Eukaryota, Metazoa, Arthropoda, Insecta, Diptera, Drosophilidae. The transcript is spliced from 5 exons. Gene Ontology annotation, biological process: modulation of chemical synaptic transmission; circadian behavior; adult locomotory behavior. Bases 215 to 2449 code for a protein of 744 amino acids. Gene Ontology annotation, molecular function: protein binding. The record is from RefSeq and is a predicted model, not a curated record.